This is a messenger RNA of Ruditapes philippinarum (Manila clam), 4268 nucleotides long. RefSeq lists its product as uncharacterized. The record is from RefSeq and is a predicted model, not a curated record. NCBI's taxonomy places the organism in Eukaryota, Metazoa, Mollusca, Bivalvia, Venerida, Veneridae.
GAGGCAGUCAGAACAGUGAAGGUGAGAGGUGCUGAUGUUCAGGUAAAGAACAUCAACAUUCAGGACUCAACUGACACACUGAAAGUGGCGCUCUGGAGGGACCUUACCGAUUCCUCGCUAGUUGGCCAGUAUGUCAAGUUACAGAACGUUGUGGUCACCUCAUACAAAGAUGAGGUUUCCGUCUCUUCAACAGCAAGGACACAAAUUGAGGACUGCCAAGAACCUGCCUCUACCAUAGAUGGAACGGUGGUGGCAUUUGAGGAAGGAGACUUAACUUUCUCCCUCAUGGUAGAAUGUGGAGAGAACUUCUCUACAUACGACGUCCCGUCAGAAAUGGUUUCAAGCGCCUUAGAUGAGGGUACGCUGGCAGAAAAGAUUCCUGCUGAGGCACAGUUUAAAAUUGAGAAGGGAACAGUUGUUUCAUUCAAAUUUCUGUAAAAUUGUGUUUGUCAAAAACGACUAAGGCUGUCCAGCUAGAGGGGAUACAGAUUUGAUGGGCAUGUGCCAGUAGGCCAUUUUAUGCUCACUUGAUUUUGUGCAGCUAAAUAUACCUUAUGUGCCAAAACACACAUAACUGCCAUAUUAGUAUUUACUUUUAUUACAUAAAUCUGUCUUGUUGUUCACUUUUCUUCAUGUAAAAAUGAAUCUAGUCAUUGAUUAGUGUUUUUUUGUUGUUGUUUUUUUUUGUAGUUCUGUUUUUUUAGUUUCAUUUUGUGUAUAUGUGUUUAUUUUAAAGAACAUCACUAUGUUGCUCUAUUGAAUAAUUUCUCCUUUUUGUUCAAUACAUUUCACAAUGCAACAGAACUUCAGAGUUCUUUUCCCUGUUCAAACAAUGAAAAUAUUUGAUGUUUCUUUUACCAAAUUUUUAUAGGCAACUAUUCCUUAUAAUGUGUUUCAUUGACUAUUCUUAUAUGGAAAUGCUCGUGUUCUAGUAUUUUGCUUACUUAAAUUAUCUUUAUAAUUGUUGUGUAUUGAUGUUCCUCCAAUUUUUAUCACGUCAAAAAAGCUGUAAUAAUAAUAUUAACACAAUUUGAACAUUGCUUUGAUUGUAUUCUCUACAAUUUUAACAGCUGCACGUCAAAAAGUUUUAAAAUACCUGUCUUGGACUCAUAAUUAUACCCCUUUAUUUCACUGGGAAACACAAACAACAUAAAAUCAUAUAAUAUGCAUAUAAGUAUAAUUACAACGAUCUAGUCAGUAUUAUGCCACAUAUUUUGUGUACAUCUUCAUUUUUUACAAAAAUGUGCUUUUUUCUUCUUGCUUUGUUUUAUAAUCAUCUUUAAAAAUGUUUCCUACACUUCUUGUUCAAUGUUGUAAAUAUGUAUAUAUGAGUAUGUGUCUCCUGCAGGUACGGUUGGAUAUCAUUAAGUAAAACAUAAAACGAUACAAUACUAGUAUUUUGAAAUUAUGGUAUUUUAACAGUUACGCUUCAUAUUUCUUUUCUCCAUAUAACAGAUGACACACUAAGACCAGCUUACUUGCAUUUAAUUACAAUAAUGUCAUGAUAGCGUUACCUUGAAAAAGCUUCCAUUUUAAUGGAAGAUCAUAUUUAACUUAAUAUUAAUAAAUCAAUGGAAACAAAGUGGCUGUCAUGUGAGAGCAAAUAAAUGGUUUUCAAAUUUUUCCUUCAAAACUGAGAAACAGAAAAACAUAUUAAUAUGAGCACAAACAUAUAGUGAUACUUUUUAGAAUGGUAAAGUGCCAUUAGUUUUGAUAUGGUUUCAGUAUCCAACCCUACCUGUGAUAGAUACACAGUUGUUCAGUUCAUUAAUUUGUGAUAUGUGCAUUUUUGGUCACCUGCCACAAGGUGGGCUUUUGUGAUCUCUUUCUGUCCAACUGUUGUCCGUCCGUAAACUUUUACUUUAAGUAACAUCUCCCCGUCACUGAUAAGCCAGUUUCAUCAAAACUUGGGCAUGGAACAUCUUUAUAUAAGUGUCAAUCAAGUUUUAUCAUAAAAAAGCCCUUUGGUAAAAAUUGUCCCCAACCCAAGGGGUAAUUAACUUCCCUUAUGUAUAUAGUAAGAACUUUUAGAAAAAUACCUUUAUCAGCUAGAGCAUAGAAAUAAAGUAUGAAACAUCUCAUAGUAUAAAGUAUCUACCAAAUUUGUUCAACUAAAACUCAUGGCGUCAAAAUUGGCCCUGCCCUAGGAGGUCAAUGAUUUUCUUUCCUAAUAUUACAACAUUACUUGUUCCUUGUUAUGGAAAUUUUUUAUAUUAAGGUGAGCGAUUUCAUGGUCCUCUUGUUUCUUCAUCUUUUCUGUCCAUAAUUUGCCAAACUAUUGUUUAUAAUAAUGUCUUUCAUAUAUGUCAUCAUAAAUACAUGAUUGAACACAAGCUAGAAUAUUUUCAUCAUGCUUCUUAACUGACAUAAGUUUAAGUUUUAAAUUUUUCACUUAAAACUUCUUUAAACACUUACAUUACUGCUCUUUUAUCAAAUAUACCUCACGGUCUUACUCUUUGCAUUAAAUCUAUUUGAUCAUAGUGUCACCAUUUUAGUGUUUAAAUAUUGAAUUUUGCAUCAGCCAGUGCUAGGGGGCGUGGGCAGUAACUUUCACUUUCUAGUACCGUCCAUGAACAGGCCUAAUCAAAUCAAGCCAGAAACAUUUUCAAUACUGUUGUGAGGAUUCUGUUUUUCUCUACUUUUUAAUUUUACCAACAAGUGUUCACUUUCAAACUUGUGAUCAUAGUAUUUUUGUACUACCUUUUUGUAUAAUGUUGUAUUUUAUUUAUGUUCUCAUGCUAAGAUUACCUUGGCUAACUCAUGACAAGUGCAAACAUAUUCAACUUUUUUAUGUUUUCUUUCUUUUUUUUUGCCUAUUUUUGCCAACAUUAUUUACUUUUUUUAAACAUUGUUCCUCUGAAUCAUACAUUCUGUUAUAGUUAAACAUGCAGUUCUUGUUAGUUAUUUUGCCGAACUUCAUAUUAGAUUGAUCACAGUUUCAUGUGAUGGCUCAUAUAACAAUCUCAUUUCUUUGUACUUUAUCUAGUAAAAUAUGAAAACAGAAAUGCUCUUGUAAGCUCUACUGUUUUAAGUUUAUAUGCCCAUCCCAUUUAAAUAAUGGUGCCAGGACAUUAAGUGUUACCCCGUCUGUCGGUCCAGUCAGUACGUUCAACUAACAUUAGUUUCCAACUAAUAAGAUUUGUACACCUUUUAAGGAUUCAAUUUAUAAUUGGUAUAUUCAACAAUAUAUCAAAACACAGGUCAAGUUUUGAUUUCAGUUACAUUCCACAAAAUUUAUACAACAUUAUGCCUUCCUUACCAAAUUAUAUGCAAAAAAUUGAUUUAUAACUGAUAAUAUUUGAAUGCUUUAGAAAUCUAUGAAGAUAUUUCAUAUAACUCUGGACAUAAUUUAACAGUCUUCAUAGUGAGGUGGAAUGUAGUGUGAAAAAUCAGGAUCAAGGUCACUACUUUGGGUCAAAGGUCAAAUAACAAAUUAAAACAUGAGAGUAUAUUUCUAUAUACAAUGUACAUGACUGGAUUUUGAUAGCAUUUAUCACAACUGUUUACCUAUGUAUACAUCUUUCUCCCUAAUCUGAAGCUUUAAGGUCCUGUUCUGAUUAAAAGCAACAGGCUCGAUUUGCUGCCAGUUGACUUAUCUAGUUAUAUACAUAUUUUGAUUACCCACUCAAUAUAAGCAUUGUUCAUUGCGUGGCAUCCAUGUCCUAUGGGCACAUUUCUAGUUUUUACUAAAUUUUGUUGUAUUAUGUCAGUCUUGUAUGUAAAUUCUUAAAACAGCACCACCUAUACCACUGGCCGUUUGCAUUAAAGCCUCUAUCAUUCUGAUUGUUAUAACUUGUGUUACCUGAAUAUGUACCAAUAAUUUAAAGGAACUCCAUUGAGGUUAUAAAGCCUAAAACAUAACAUUUGAAUUUCUACAUAAAAGAGCUGGGGCACUUGAUACAGAAAUAUAUGCACAGAUAGUUAAGAAAUAUACUUUGAAAUAAAUUGGAAAUCGUAUUUUUAUGCUUUUCUCAGCCUGAUCUGCGUGAAAUGUGUUCAAACGUUUUCAUUUUGGGUCAUUUUUUACAAUUUGAAUAAUUAUUCUUGAAAAAUGAAGUGUGCACUAAUCAAAACACAUCAAAUGGUACAUUAAUCUAGAAAAAUAAAUUUCAGUCCCAUCAUGUCAAAAAACCUCAGUGGAGUUCCUUUUACACAGUUUAUGAAGACUGACAAACUAAAUUCCAUGAUCUCCAUAUAUUUAAGCAUUUAUUUUUAUAUAACAUAUAUUUUUACUUUUAUGCAAGUUUUAACAUUAAAAGUUUAUUAUA